AUGGAGCACAAGGAUGAGAUCGAGGCAAAAUCACUGACAGCUGGGGAUGAUUUGCCCGACAAAAUUCAGAGCCCAACGGAUGAGACAACUCCAACGCAGGCCGCUCAUCCGUUCAAGAAGUGGAUGGAUACCUUCCGAACCCGCAAAUACGUGCCUCCAGGAAUUCCCGAGCGUUAUGUAGAGGGCUGGCCAGAUGAUCUACAGACAGGCAAUGCUCAUCUUUCGGCACAGGAUCCGCAGUGGGAGAGAAAUUCUGGACACUCGUCACAUCUGGCCUUGAAGACUGCUACGAUUAGCAAUACAAGCCAGAGUGAGGAGAGGUCGAGGGGAACAACACACAGCACGACAACACAAAGUGUACUGUCUGAUUUGCGGGCUUCGGGAGACAGCUCCCGACCAAGUUCCAGCAACUAUGUGGAUGAAGCAGCGGAAAUCCGGGCCACCAAGAGGCGCUGCGUGCUGCAGGAACUGCUCGCGACUGAAGACGAUUAUGUUCUUGGUCUCAAAGCUCUGACUGGGGUUCUUUCGCUUUUUAGCGCCCGAACGCAGAUUCAGCACAACAUUCAACACAUUGGUGAAAUCCACGAGCGUUUCCAAGGUCGGCUACAUCGGACGUCGCCUUUAUCGAGCCGUCAAGCUGCAGCAGAAGCGUCGGAUUUUGUUUCUCGUGGAUUAUCGAAGCGCUUAGGGGGCAUCGACAUUCGAGGACUGAAAGCUCUCCCGAGUCGAUCAUUGAGAACCCGCAGCUUCAAAGCAGCAGUCGACCAACACCGCAAAUCUCUGGUGGCAGACCCAGUUGAAGUCUUGGAGGUAGCACGAGAGAUCGAGAAAUUGCCCAUCCAACGCCUGUGCAAGUAUCCACUGCUCCUCCAGGACCUCCUCCGGCACACGCCUGUCAGCGACUGCCCAACUUCUCAUGAUGCAAUCCGGCAGAUCCUGGACAAUAUACGGAUUUUGGUGACGCAGAUUAACUCGGCAACGGGCAACCCUAUCAAUAAGGAUCGCAUUCACAAGACACUGCUUUUACAAGAGAGGAUUCAGUUUGCUGACUCGGUAUGUCUUUCCCUAAGUAUGUUGAGAACAUCUGAUAACUUGGGCAAUGAACAACAGUACAUGCUACAAGAUGUGUAUAGGGACCUUGGACCGAUGGUUCUUUGUGGAGUGCUACAUGUCACCUAUCAGACAUCAGAACAGAUUACUGGCGAUUUCAUGGUAUGCGUUUUGUUCAAUAGUUAUUUUCUUAUUGCGAAAAUCAUUGACGACUCCCACCGACUGGAGGCCGUCGCUUGUAUUUAUAUGGAUGAUUUGAAAAUGGACACCAUCCAAAAUGGACGAGGUAUUUACUGCUAUGGUUGUCCCUUUUCAUGGAAGAUCUUGUUUCAAGACCAAGAGGAAAACUUCGAAUUUGUGCUCAGUGCAUCAUCUGCUACUGAAGAAAAGCAGUGGAAGACAGACACGUUGAAAUAUUCGGCAGCUCUGUCGGAAUUGGGCAAACCAGGCGCACAGGAACCUCGCAAGUACUCACUCUUGACUACUCUUCUGGUGCCUUUGGAUCGGACCCAGUAUACAGUGGCCUCACUUGCACGAAGGUCCAUGGAUGCCGUGGCAAUCUCACGAAAGUCCACGUCCCAACACGUAGUCAUUCGGAAGACACGUUGCCCACAGACUCACGAUGAAUCCACCGAAUCGAGUAGUGAGAUUGAUCGGCCCACCUCCCCGAUUGCACGAACCCCAUGGGUUGUGACAGCGAAACGAAUGGAUCGAGUCCGAUUGGAACGACUUAUUUCGGAGGUCUAUACGCGCGAUGUGUUGCCAUGGCCCGGAAUGAUUCUCGGUCGAGGGGACCUACUGUUCGGUCGCGGGUCGAUCAUGAGACAUCUUAGCUUGCACAAAGGAUUCGCGAAACGGCCCAUCUCGAUCAGCACUUCUCACUCAGGGCCCCUGGUAGCUGAGUCACUCGCCAUUGACAAUUACAAUGGAGAGGAAAAGCAAUUGAUUACGAGCCAGGAUGGGUGUGGCGACCAGCAAUCGCCAGUAACGGACUGUGAGUCUCCCAAGACGCCCACGUCGAUUAUGGGGCGCUCCAAAACCGUCCGGUUUGGAGCUACGUCCAAGAAAUCACUGUCUUUACCUCGCGAGAAGCGGCCGACCCAAGACGAUAAUCUUGACUCGUCGCCCCGCAAAAAAUGGAGCUCACCGAUGACCUUGUUGAGCGCAUUGUCACCGAAGAAUCUCAUCCGGUCUCGUGUGGAGUCAGGGACAGAGGAGUGA
Molecule: messenger RNA, 2271 nt
Organism: Penicillium pulvis
Lineage: Eukaryota; Fungi; Ascomycota; Eurotiomycetes; Eurotiales; Aspergillaceae
Product: putative Rho guanyl nucleotide exchange factor
Exons: 4
Coding region: 1-2271 (756 amino acids)
Biological process (GO): regulation of GTPase activity
Cellular component (GO): cytoplasm
Molecular function (GO): guanyl-nucleotide exchange factor activity
Source: RefSeq, a predicted model, not a curated record